GUCGUCGGUAUCCCGACCUAACAUUCCUAACAACCGCCGACAUCGCUAGUAAAGUAAAGACAGUUCCGCGUAUGAGAUGUGAGUGUGAGUUAUAGGAUCUCACGAAACUUGAGAUUCACGAGGCGAUCACUCUCUCGUCCGUUCCUCGUAUCGCGUCGCUAAAGUGUUCUCGAUAAGCGGCGACGAUACAGCCGGAGAGCUUGUCAUGCCUAUCGGUGAGUCACGGAGUUCACGGACGCGUGUGGUUUUUGCCCACGUAGCCGUGCGAGCGAGCGAACGAUUGGGCCAAUUGACAUCUCGACGGCCGUGCGCACGUGCUCGAGAAUCUCGACGUUGCGUCACUCGGAUAAUUUCGCACGCAAUGCUGCUCGGCGUGUCGCGCCGGCUUGAUCGCUCGAGGCUUUCCAACAAUCGCGGCGAUAUCGUGUCCUUUAUCGUAUCGUCAAUUUACGCUCCUUCCCUUUGCACGAAUAUGACGACACACUAUUACUUUUUACGGAAUUAGAUGUCUUUCGCGGAAAGUGAUAAACCGAUCGAGAUAGUGAUUCGUCAGAGAUGAGGACGGCACGGCACCACGAAAAUGCGAGCUCUGUAUGAUUAGCAUGAAUCAUUUCGACGUUGACUCCUGUACGUUCAAAGAAUUCUAGGCUUUUUCAAAAAUGAGUCCGAUUAGAAUUACUACUGCGGACAGUCUUGACUAUCGUUACAUACCCAUUACAAAAAACAGCGUUAGUUUAGGCAUUAAAGCUAGCCACGAUGCAAGGAUUGCCUUACGGACACAUCUUGGUGGUGACUCCAAUGUAUAUGAGAUUAUUAUUGGUGGAUGGGGAAAUACUAUGUCGGCAAUAAAAAGAAAUAAUACAGAACCAGAUGUAGCAGAAGCAGAUACUAGGGACAUACUGAAUCCUGAUGAGAUAUGUGAUAUUUUCAUACAAUGGUCUUGUGAUGGAUUAUUAAGAGUCAUUCGUGAAGAUGAUUUUGACAUGCCGUUUAUGUCUUAUAAAGACAGAAGCCCCUUUGUCAUAAAUUAUAUAGGAGUUAGUACUGCUUGGGGUGCAACUGGAGAAUGGAUAAUUGAAGAGUGCCAGUUUACGUCACCCGCUAUUAGACAGCAACUAAUGGACACAUGUCACUUCUGGGUGGACUUCAACGAAGCAUUUGGACUACCUCGGAAUGCGGUAAUGGCUUCCGAGGACGGUUUGUACAUCGGUCGGGCGCAUCAUCAGGGUACAGUGACACCAGGCGGCAUACGCGACAACGUCUGCACGGUCGCAUGGGGCGGCAAUGCUCAUGAGAAACGAGAGUUCCAGGUGCUGUGCGGCAAGGACAUAAACUGGGUGAAAUCUUGGGAAGGUAGUGUGCCUUUGCACGCCUUACCCGCUGGCGAAACUGAGGAUGGUUACGCUUUAUUCAUUGGCAGAGUAUUGCACGAAGGUAUCUAUCACAUCGGCAAGAUACAACCAAAUCAUCAAGUGUGUUAUAUACCGCUGAACGGCCAAGAAAUGCCCUAUCUGGAAUACGAGGUCUUGGUCAUACAUGACAAUUAUGGAGUCGAGUGCAUCGGAAGGUAAAGUGAUAAAGAUUUAGAGACACAGUGUAUUUAUUUUUCCACGAGAUGAAAUAUUUUUACACACUAAAGUUCAAUGCUCUAUAAAAAAAAUUAAUCCUCCAAAAAAUUUUAAUUGGAGCUGUUUGUAUUCAUGUACGCAUCAGUUAUUCAUAACAACUCAAAGAUAAUUUAUAACGCAUCUGUUAUGAAUACAAAAUUUUGCAAAUAAUAUUACUUAAUAUUAUAGAAAAAUUUGUUACAGAUAUUAUAUAUAUAUCUUUUAGAACGUUUGCAGAAAAAUUUAUUAAAUUUAUAAUAUUAAUUAUUAAAAUUAUGUUGAAAACACAAUUAGCCAAAUAAAAUAAAGCAACAAGUAGAAAAGAAAGAAGAAAAAAUAUAGAGGAUAAUGAAACAUUUAUAGCUCAAAUUGUGGGAAUAAAUUAUAGAUCAAUUAUA
This is a messenger RNA of Monomorium pharaonis (pharaoh ant), 2005 nucleotides long. Its product is annotated as C3 and PZP-like alpha-2-macroglobulin domain-containing protein 8. Bases 660 to 1571 code for a protein of 303 amino acids. The transcript has 6 exons. The record is from RefSeq and is a predicted model, not a curated record. Lineage: Eukaryota; Metazoa; Arthropoda; Insecta; Hymenoptera; Formicidae.